UACAUCAAUUGAUCGUAAUUGAAUCAAGCCGCCGUCGCUACUUCGCUGUCUUGGGGAUCAAUCCUGCCACACUAGUCUUCCCUGUCUUCCACACACACGCCAAUCCAUUCCUGCCACUGACCUGUGUGUUCUCAGACAAUCGUGAUCCGCUAGUGAUUUGUACCUGUCAGACAGAAUCACACCAGUAUUCCAUCAAUCUCACGGCCACCAGCUAUAGAAUUGGUCGAUCUAACAUUCGGAGUGAAUAUUACGCUUUCUCGUUCAUUAAAGGUCUUAUCCUGUGACUUUAUAGAUUCUGUUCACCCAUAGUUGACAGCUAAACCAAGCGUUGUUGACGUAUUCUGAGAUCCUCCACUGGUACCAUUGAAUCAUGACUACUUACGAAAAAAUUGUCAAGGGUGCCACCAAGGUCAAGGUGGCUGCCCCAAAGCCCAAAUACAUCGAGCCGAUUCUUAUGGCUACCUCCAUCGACCAUACGGUGGCUGCUGAAAACUUCGGCACCAUCAUGAGAACCUUGAAACAAAGACUUCAGGACAGCUCCUGGUCUGUCGUCUACAAGUCGUUGAUCGUGCUUCACGUCAUGAUAAGAGAGGGAGAUAGAGAUGUUGCAUUAGAUUACUUGGCCAAAGAAGGCCAUGGAAUGCUCAAUCUUUCCACUCUGAACAUCUCCAAAGCCCACAACUUCAAUGCCGAUGUGCGGUUCAUCCUCAAAUACUCGAAGUAUUUACAUACCAGAGUGAAACAAUUCGAAUACACCGGAAUCGACUACGUACGAGAUGAGCGGUCCAACAACAGUACCACUCAGUCUGGUGGAAGAUUACGAGAAUUGUCGAUAGAUAAAGGCUUGCUCAGGGAGUCGGAAAGUGUUCAGAAACAAAUUGAUGCAUUACUCAAAAAUAACUUCAUGGAAAACGAAAUUAGCAAUGAUAUUAUCUUAACUGCUUUUAGAUUGUUGGUCAACGAUUUAUUGGCUUUGUUCCAAGAAUUGAAUGAGGGUGUCAUCAACCUCUUGGAGCAUUAUUUCGAAAUGUCAAGAGUUGAUGCAGAAAGAGCAUUGAAGAUCUACAAGAAAUUCGUGGAUCAAACAAAAUAUGUUAUUGACUACUUGAGAGUCGCCAAGCAUCUUGAGUAUGCUACCAAAUUGCAUGUUCCUACAAUUAAGCAUGCGCCAACGGCGUUAACAUCCUCAUUGGAAGAAUACUUGGAUGAUCCCAAUUUCGAAGCUAACAGAUCCCAAUACUUGACUGAAAAGCAUGCAAAGAAUUCAAACGGAAAAAUUCCUGAAAUCAGAGAAUCAAAUGCAAUUCCAGCACAGAAUCUCCAAGCUCAACAACAAGCCCAACAACAGCAAGCUCAACAACAGCAAGCCCAAAAUGCGGCAUCUGAAUUGCAAAGAAACGGCACUUUAUUGGUUCAGCAGUCUACUUUUAAUCCGUGGGGUGCCACUUUAGGUCAGUCACAGCCAAUCCAAGCUUAUCAACCUGUAAAUGUGCAAGCUCCGGUGAAUGACCCAGCAGCCCUUCAGCAACAACAACAACAGCAGCAGCAGCAGCAGCUAUUGCAUCAACAGCAACAGCAGAUACAACAACAGCAGCUUCAACAACAACAGCAGCAGCAGCUUCAACAACAACAGCAACAACAACAGCAGCAACAACAACAAAAGCAACAGUUCCAAAAUGCAACCUUUACUAGCCAAAACCAAUUUCAAUCACCUCAAUCUACUCCUCUUCAAAGCGCUUUCACUGGCGCUGGUUUUGGCGGGUAUGGCCCACAAUCGCAGCAGCAGGCUCCAUUACAGGCUCAGGUAACAAAUUCAAAUCCAUUCUUCCAACAGAAUUUCACAGGGAGCCAGCAACAAUCAAUGUCACAGCAACCAACAACCCAACCUAUACUUCAUCAGCAAACUCAAUUACAACAACCUAAUAUUACUAGGUCCGAUACUAAUCCAUUUUCAAAGUUAACGUCAACUUUGACGGGACAACCUAUCGAUCAGAAUGCUACCAGCUCCAAUCCUUUCGCGAAUACCAGAUUUUCAAGCAAUAGCACUACUACAGCAUUGAGUUUCAACAACGGCGAGAGUGCUACCCCAUUAAAGGCAUCUGCAACUGGAAGUAACCCAUUCAAACUUUCGCAAACCACAACCAACCUUUUCAAUAACGUGGCUAGUCAACAAGCACAACUGCAGCAAUUGAAACCCCAACCAACCGCAGGAGGUUUGGAGCAUGUUCAAACCAUCCCCGUCUUUCCAGAAACCCAGAAUGAGGCCCAGAAACAGUUAUACUUGAACAAUGCCAGUACAGGGCUCCAGCAAGCAAUUAACCAAAAUGGGCACCAAAAUGGACACUUCCUUCAAGGACAACAGACUGGUCAGUACUUACAGGGUCAACAAACGGGGCAGUUCCCGCAAGUUCAACCAGCCGGUCAGUUCCAUCAGGCCCAGCAAACCGGUCAAUUUCCUCAAGUCCAACAAACUGGUCAAUUUACUCAGCCCCAACCAGCUGGUCAAUUUACUCAGCAAGGCUUCCAACCUCAAUUCACCCAGCAAUUUUCUCAGCAGCCUCAGCAACAGACUUUUGCGCAUGCCACAUACGAUGGCCCAAGUCUUAUUUGAUCCCUUUAUUUUCAUUUCCUAGCCUAUGUCGUUUCCCUCUGUUAUUAGCAUCAAAUACACUUCAAUAUAACCCAACUAUGAGAUGGCUCGUCCGUAUCAAGCCGAAGUGUUCUAUCAAGAUUGUAGCAUGGAUUUCGGAUAAUU
This is a messenger RNA of Suhomyces tanzawaensis NRRL Y-17324, 2755 nucleotides long. RefSeq lists its product as uncharacterized. Gene Ontology annotation, biological process: clathrin coat assembly; clathrin-dependent endocytosis; vesicle budding from membrane. The transcript has a single exon. Gene Ontology annotation, cellular component: clathrin-coated vesicle; clathrin-coated pit. The coding region runs from base 371 to 2611 and encodes 746 amino acids. The record is from RefSeq and is a predicted model, not a curated record. Gene Ontology annotation, molecular function: 1-phosphatidylinositol binding; SNARE binding; phosphatidylinositol-4,5-bisphosphate binding. Lineage: Eukaryota; Fungi; Ascomycota; Pichiomycetes; Serinales; Debaryomycetaceae.